Molecule: messenger RNA, 588 nt
Organism: Fusarium odoratissimum NRRL 54006
Lineage: Eukaryota; Fungi; Ascomycota; Sordariomycetes; Hypocreales; Nectriaceae
Exons: 2
Coding region: 1-588 (195 amino acids)
Source: RefSeq, a predicted model, not a curated record
AUGGGCAGCUCUCUUAUCAAGAGAGCGGGCAUCACCAUUCAAACACUAUCACCAGUUUCAACGAUCUACCAUGACAACGAUGCGCUUAAACAGUUUGAAACUUGCAGACAGUCCGCAAAUGGCCACUUGAACAGAUAUUUUAAGUAUAUCGGACAUGAAAAGAUUCAAUAUGAUCUUGCUGGGCUGUAUGCCAGGCCUCUUCAGCCCCGAGGCUCAGAAGCAGAUCAGAAUGCCCGACUCUCACAAACCAACGCUAUACAAGAUCUCGUCAAGCUCGACGCCAUUCUUGGACAGAUCAAACAACAGGAGCGGUCUUAUAUCACGGCAAUAUCUCCACUCAUCGUUCCAUGGAUGGCAAUUUGCUUCACCUUGCCACAUGUCACCUUGCAAGGUGAUCCAUCUGUCUUUUUCAAGAUUGGUGCUGUUUCGGGAGCUUUCGCUAUCGCUGCUCAGCUGGUUCGCAAGUUUCUGCAGUUGAGAAAGAUUACUCCUCUACAGCACAAGGUGCGAGGACUAGUUCGAGCGUUCAAGAAUGGGACAAUACGGUAUAGGGAUAUGGAGGAGGUCAUGAUUUCGUCGUUGAAAUAG